Molecule: messenger RNA, 828 nt
Organism: Thalassophryne amazonica
Lineage: Eukaryota; Metazoa; Chordata; Actinopteri; Batrachoidiformes; Batrachoididae
Exons: 5
Coding region: 168-692 (174 amino acids)
Biological process (GO): intracellular iron ion homeostasis; iron ion transport
Cellular component (GO): cytoplasm
Molecular function (GO): ferric iron binding; ferrous iron binding
Source: RefSeq, a predicted model, not a curated record
GCCUACUCCAUUUUUCAUAUGCUUAAACUGGGAGUUGUUUCAGUCACACACGACAAACAGCUUCUUCACCCGCUUCUUAUCUCAUGACGACAUCUGUGAGAUAAAAGCAGCAGCAGGCUGCUGUUCGGGAUUAUUGUCAUCUUCUGCCUCACCACAACGUCCGAGACAUGCAGUCUGUGCUUAAACACAACUUCCACUGUGAGUGUGAAGGAGACAUCAACAAACUCAUCAACUUGAAACUUCAUGCGUCCUACACCUAUCUGGCUCUGGGCAUGUAUUUCGACAGGCAUGAUGUCGCUUUGCCCAAAUUUUCCCACUUUUUUCUCGAGCGUUCAGUGAAAGAACAGAAACAGGCUGAGGAGCUUCUGGAAUAUCAGAACAUGAGAGGUGGUCAAAUUUUACUUCAGACCAUUGCUAAACCAAGCAGAGAUGACUGGAAAGGCGGUUUGGAUGCAGUGACCUUCUCCUUGGAAUACCAGAAGUCCCUAAACACAUGCGUCCUUGAUGUGCACCGCAGAGCUGGUACCCACAGCGACUGUCAUCUGUGUGACUUCCUUGAGCAAUAUUUCCUCACUGACAGCCACGACACCAUCACGGAGCUCGGCAACCAUGUGGGCAGCCUGACUCGAAUCACUGCGUCUGAGAUUCAGGGAUCUCUGGGAGAAUACCUAUUUGACAAACACACUCUGUGAGAGUCACAGUAAUGUCAUGAGAUGAGCACCACUUUUUAAAAUGGAGAUCAAAUUUUGCUCGUCAAUGUCACAAGAAAAAAAAAAAGUUUGGAAGUAUGACUGACAAUAACUUUGCUCUAGAAUAAUUCCACAGUGG